Molecule: messenger RNA, 3904 nt
Organism: Cynocephalus volans (Philippine flying lemur)
Lineage: Eukaryota; Metazoa; Chordata; Mammalia; Dermoptera; Cynocephalidae
Gene: RAPGEF4
Product: Rap guanine nucleotide exchange factor 4
Exons: 31
Coding region: 34-3069 (1011 amino acids)
Biological process (GO): positive regulation of GTPase activity; Ras protein signal transduction
Cellular component (GO): plasma membrane
Molecular function (GO): guanyl-nucleotide exchange factor activity
Source: RefSeq, a predicted model, not a curated record
CGCAGCCGGGGACACCGCGCGCCGCUGCCCAACAUGGUCGCUGCGCACGCUGCCCAUUCUUCCUCCUCCGCCGAGUGGAUCGCCUGCCUGGAUAAAAGACCACUGGAAAGAUCCAGCGAAGAUGUGGAUAUAAUCUUUACACGACUGAAAGAAGUUAAAGCGUUUGAGAAAUUUCACCCAAAUCUCCUUCAUCAGAUUUGUUUAUGUGGUUAUUAUGAGAACCUGGAAAAAGGAAUAACAUUAUUUCGGCAGGGUGAUAUUGGAACAAACUGGUAUGCUGUCCUGGCAGGGUCUUUGGAUGUGAAAGUAUCUGAGACCAGCAGUCACCAGGAUGCCGUGACCAUCUGUACCCUGGGAAUUGGGACAGCCUUUGGAGAGUCCAUUCUGGACAACACACCCCGCCAUGCCACCAUCGUUACCAGGGAGAGCAGCGAACUGCUCCGCAUUGAGCAGAAGGACUUCAAGGCACUAUGGGAGAAAUAUCGGCAGUAUAUGGCAGGACUUCUGGCUCCUCCUUAUGGUGUUAUGGAAACAGGCUCUAACAAUGACAGGAUUCCUGACAAGGAGAACACACCUCUCAUUGAACCUCACGUUCCUCUUCGUCCUGCUAACACCAUUACCAAGGUUCCUUCAGAGAAGAUCCUCAGGGCUGGAAAAAUUUUACGAAAUGCCAUUCUCUCUCGAGCACCUCACAUGAUAAGAGACAGGAAAUACCACCUAAAGACAUACAGACAAUGCUGUGUGGGAACCGAGCUGGUCGACUGGAUGAUGCAGCAGACUCCGUUUGUUCAUUCCCGAACCCAAGCUGUUGGCAUGUGGCAAGUCCUGUUGGAAGAUGGUGUUCUCAACCACGUGGACCAGGAACACCAUUUCCAAGACAAAUAUUUAUUCUAUCGAUUUCUGGAUGACGAGCACGAGGAUGCCCCUCUGCCUACUGAGGAGGAGAAGAAGGAGUGUGAUGAGGAGCUCCAGGACACGAUGCUGUUGCUGUCACAGAUGGGCCCUGACGCCCACAUGAGGAUGAUCCUCCGCAAACCACCUGGCCAGAGGACUGUGGAUGACCUAGAGAUUAUCUAUGAAGAGCUUCUUCAUAUUAAAGCCUUAUCCCAUCUUUCUACCACAGUGAAACGGGAGUUAGCAGGUGUUCUCAUUUUUGAAUCUCACGCCAAAGGAGGAACUGUGUUGUUUAACCAGGGGGAAGAAGGUACCUCCUGGUACAUUAUUCUAAAAGGAUCAGUGAAUGUAGUCAUUUAUGGCAAGGGUGUGGUCUGCACCCUGCACGAGGGAGAUGACUUCGGCAAGUUAGCACUAGUGAAUGAUGCCCCACGAGCUGCCUCUAUUGUCUUGCGAGAAGAUAAUUGCCAUUUCUUAAGAGUAGACAAAGAGGAUUUCAACCGGAUCCUGAGGGACGUUGAGGCGAAUACAGUCAGACUUAAAGAACAUGACCAAGAUGUCUUGGUGCUGGAGAAGGUCCCAGCAGGGAACAGAGCUUCUAAUCAAGGAAACUCACAGCCUCAGCAAAAGUAUACUGUGAUGUCAGGAACACCUGAAAAAAUUUUAGAGCAUUUUCUAGAAACAGUACGCCUUGAGCCAGCUUUAAAUGAAGCAACAGAUUCUGUUUUAAGCGACUUUGUUAUGAUGCACUGUGUUUUUAUGCCAAAUACCCAGCUUUGCCCUGCCCUGGUGGCCCAUUACCACGCACAGCCUUCUCAAGGUACAGAACAGGAGAAACUGGAUUAUGCCCUCAACAAUAAGAGGCGAGUCGUCCGCCUGGUUCUACAGUGGGCCGCUGUGUAUGGAGACCUCCUGCAAGAGGACGAUGUGGCUAUGGCUUUCCUGGAGGAGUUUUAUGUGUCUGUAUCAGAUGAUGCCCGGAUGAUGGCUGCCCUCAAGGAGCAACUGCCAGACUUAGAGAAGAUUGUCAAGCAAAUCUCAGAAGAUGCAAAGGCCCCACAAAAGAAGCACAAAGUCCUUUUGCAACAGUUCAACACGAGUGAUGAGAGAGCCCAGAGGCGCCAGCCUAUCCGUGGCUCUGAUGAGGUUUUGUUUAAGGUCUAUUGCAUGGACCACACCUACACAACCAUUCGGGUGCCGGUGGCCGCCUCGGUGAAGGAAGUCCUCAGCGCAGUCACCGACAAACUGGGUUCCGGGGAAGGACUGAUCGUAGUCAAGAUGAGUUCCGGAGGAGAAAAGGUGGUGCUCAAACCUAAUGAUGUUUCGGUAUUUACGACGCUCACCAUUAAUGGACGCCUGUUUGCUUGCCUGCGAGAGCAAUUCGAUUCCUUGACUCCCUUACCAGAACAGGAAGGCCCAACUGUUGGAACAGUGGGAACUUUUGAACUGAUGAGCUCCAAAGAUUUAGCAUACCAGAUGACAAUUUAUGACUGGGAACUCUUCAACUGUGUGCAUGAGCUGGAGUUAAUCUAUCACACAUUUGGAAGGCAUAAUUUUAAAAAGACCACAGCAAACUUGGAUUUGUUCCUGAGAAGAUUUAAUGAAAUUCAGUUUUGGGUUGUCACUGAGAUUUGCCUUUGUUCCCAGCUCAGCAAGCGUGUUCAGCUUUUAAAAAAAUUUAUUAAGAUAGCAGCCCACUGUAAGGAGUACAAAAAUCUGAAUUCCUUUUUUGCCAUCGUCAUGGGACUAAGUAACGUCGCUGUGAGCCGUUUGGCACUAACGUGGGAGAAACUGCCAAGCAAGUUCAAGAAGUUCUAUGCGGAGUUUGAAAGUUUAAUGGAUCCUUCGAGAAACCACAGGGCCUACAGGCUGACAGUAGCUAAGCUGGAACCACCUCUCAUCCCCUUCAUGCCUUUGCUCAUUAAAGAUAUGACAUUUACUCAUGAGGGAAACAAGACGUUCACUGACAAUCUAGUAAACUUUGAAAAAAUGCGCAUGAUUGCAAAUACUGCCAGAACAGUGAGAUACUACAGGAGCCAACCCUUCAACCCUGAUGCAGCUCAAGCUAAUAAGAACCAUCAGGAUGUCCGCAGUUAUGUACGGCAAUUAAGUGUGAUUGACAACCAGAGAACUUUAUCACAGAUGUCACACAGAUUAGAGCCUCGUCGGCCAUAGACAUUUAAAGUACCCAGAGCAAUGGUUUGUCUCCAGUCCACAAUCUUUCAAAAAUGCCAUUUAUACUACUAGUGACUAUAUUGCCACUAGAGAGUUCUACAAAACAAGCAAAAACACAUCCUGAGACACCUCAGGGCUGCAUUCAGCUUACCAGCUACAUGACAAGAGAAGAAAUUAUUUGGCUUGCAUAAAGCUUACACACUCUAGCUUAGGACUCCCCAGUUUGUGGUCACCCUGUUUAAUUUCCAGUCGAGCCAUCUUCUUUGCCAAAACAUUAAAUAAGGCCCACAUGAAGAGUUUGGUAGAAAUACCAUUCUCAAGAGAACUGUCAAGUUCCAGAAAUAUUUUCUUAAGAGUGUUGACAGGAUGAGAUGUGCUACAAGUAGAAUUGCUUUGGAUAUAUUGGUGGUGAUAUAGUUUCAUGAUUUUUAACUCAACACCUUGACUUGGAGCAUGGGGUUUUGGGAAGGUGUUGAGGAAUCCGUAUAAGUCCAAAUAAUAAGUUGUAUUCUUCCAUCUUCAUAAUCUUACCUCUGAAAGGAUAGAACCUGACCACAUUACUAUAAAACAUUAUGGCUGUUUAUGUAAUUGAGGGAGGACUGGUCUGUAAUUUCUGAAUGGUAUAUAGAAUAAUAUUUAUGUUUACAAUGUAUCUUUUUAAAAUUUGCAAAUCAGGAUUACAUACAUAAGAAUUCCACUAAGAAACACCACAUUCUUAAAACCGCCAGUGCUAAGAUAAAAAAUAACAUUUCAGAAGAGCACAAUAUGCACAAAACACUUUUCAAAAUUGAAAUAUUUUCCUGGGCAUUAAAAACGUUUACUAUUGGCCACAAAU